This is a messenger RNA of Phalacrocorax carbo (great cormorant), 2997 nucleotides long. NCBI's taxonomy places the organism in Eukaryota, Metazoa, Chordata, Aves, Suliformes, Phalacrocoracidae. The record is from RefSeq and is a predicted model, not a curated record.
AAUAGCGGAACGGGGGCGGAAGGGAAGUUUGUCGCUCCGGGGCUGCCGUCUGUGAGGAGGUCGCGGGGUGGCUGUGUCCUUCCGCGCUCUCCGUAGCCCGACAUGGCGGAGUACUCCUGCGUUAAAUCCACCAAGCUGGUCCUCAAGGGGGCGAAGGAGAAAAGCAAGAAGAAGCACAAGGAGAAGAAAAGGAAAAGGGAAGAGGAUGUGGCAGAGCAGCUGGAUAUUGUUGGAAACUGGUGGGCUGUCAGUAAUUUCGGUGAAAUUACAGGAACUAUAGCUAUAGAAAUGGAUAAAGGAGCUUACAUCCAUGCCCUCGACAAUGGCUUGUUUACGCUUGGAGCACCACAUAAAGAUGAUGAAGGCCCCAGUCCUCCUGAACAGUUUACAGCAGUAAAGUUGUCUGACACGAGGAUUGCUCUGAAGUCUGGUUAUGGCAAAUACCUUGGUAUAAAUUCAGAUGGACUCGUUAUUGGACGUUCAGAUGCAAUAGGAUCAAGAGAGCAAUGGGAACCUGUCUUCCAAGAUAAGAAAAUGGCAUUACUAGCAGCAAAUAGCCGCUUUAUUAGAUGUAACGAAGAAGGAGACAUAGAAGCCAAAAGCAAAACUGCAGGGGAAGAAGAAAUGAUAAAGAUUCGUACUUGUGCUGAAAGAGAAGCUAAGAAGAAAGAUGAUGUUCCACAAGAAGACAAAGGAAACGUUAAACAGUGUGAAAUCAAUUACGUAAAGAAAUUCCAAAGUUUUCAAGACAAAAAGCUUAAAAUAAGCAAAGAAGAUACAAAAGCCCUCAGAAAAGCCAGGAAAGAAGGCACUUUUCAUGAAAUGCUACUUGACAGGAGAGCAAAAGUGAAAGCGGAUAGAUACUGCAAAUGACAGCCAGCUGGUCCAUUUUCUUCUGCAUCUGUGAUGAUAGGGUCAAAUUGAAGAGUAAAAUGUUUUAUAAUUAUUUUUUAUUGAAGGUGCUUUGCUCAUGUUUUUAUUAUGUUAUUUUUAAAGGAUCACCUGAGAGCUAUAAUUAAGCACCAAACUAAUGUAAUCUUUCAGUAAUGAAUACUAAGUUUACUCUAAAACUACAUGCUAUUGAAAGAGUCAGAUAAUUAUUUAAUGGAAAAGAAAUUGACCCACUGAAUCUUCCAAGGUUGAUGAAAAGAACCUUAGAGACAGGGCAGAAGACAUUAAAGGCAGAAGAGAAUGACGAUGAAGUUCAAAAGUAAAAUAUGGUUAACGCAUUGAACCAUUAAGAAAUAUGUAACUGUAUUGAAGAAGCAAUUGAAAAUGUGUGUCUUGGAACACGUCAUACCAGAUCCUGAGUGGGACAUCUGUGGAGCUGUUCUGCACUGCACCAGAUGAGGACUGGGCCAGAAUACUCAGGCUUCAUAAAACAAUGUUCAAAAUAAAUCCACUGUUCAGGUUCCAUAUGCUGGAAAGACUGUUGACAAGUCGCAAGAACCCUAUUACGAAUGAAAAUGCGGGUGCUUCGUAAGGAAAGGGGAUGACUCCUGUGUUAGCAGCCUGCUUAUUUUACAAGAAGACAAAAAUUCAUUUUGCAAACUUGUUGGUUUCUCCACAGCACGGACUUAAAUUUGUUUAAUAAAACAGCAGGGACUUUUCUUAAGGUCAUAGUCUAAUAUGCAUUCCUAGCAUCCCAUAUAAAACAUGGUUACCUGUGUCUGUUCUGAUUACCCAAGAAGAUUUUCAGUAACAACAUCUCCAUAGGAACUGCCUCAGUCAGAACAAUUGCUUACUCUUGCCACAGCUUCUGUAAUCUGCAUCAUAAAGUUUACUUGGUAACAAUGUUGAGGAUUUUUAUGUUAAAAAUGUGAAUUGUGUUAAUGGAGCUUCUCCUAGCUGUCUAUUUCCAAACCUUGACAAUUUUGACAGUUUGAAAUUGUCAGAACUGACAGUUCAAACCUGAACUGCAUACAUAGUACAAAACAGUAAGCUCAUGCAGGGUAAUGAUGCAUCUAAGCAGUGCACAAGAACAGACCCAUGAAGUCUAGUCAGUAAUGACAGUUUAUAGCGGUCUAAUUUCAUAGGCAGUUGGUCUUGAGGAAGAAGCAGGAAGAAUUUAAGUAUGUCAUAAUUGUUUAAACCCUCUAUUGACUUUUCAGCAUGAAAAUAAAUUACAGCUGGGUAGGGAAGGCUAGCCGAGGUUAGCAAUAAAAGCACAUUUUUCCAGGAAUGUAGAAAAAAAUGUUAUAGUCCAUAGAGAUUUUAUGGAACCAAAAGAAGAAAAUCUCCAUGGGCUGGGCACGUUCAUGAUGUAACAUAGGGAUUCUUAGAAACUCAUUUGUUUCUAGAAAAGCAAACAAAAAUCCAGACCUUUCUCUGAUGACAUUUUUAACGUUUCCAUAUCCAGCUCUAUCCUGCUGAGUACAGAGAUUUUUGUUACAGGGCUUUUCCCUCUAAGAUAGUAACAUUUAUUUGUUUUAUACCUGUUAAGCCUACUAUUCAUUUAAUAUGCCUUUUACAAGAAUAGGGACACUCACUAGUUCCUUGUAUGAAUAUCUAUUUUGGAAUGAGUGCCUUUUCUUCCCACUUUAGCUUUUUCUGUAGGGGGAGAUACUGAAUGAGAAAUCAAAAUGCCCCCUCUCAGGAGCUGGUUUGUACAGCCAUGUUGGGACAGUUGUAGUCAUAACUUUUUUAUAUGGACACAUCCUUGGAGACCUUUCUGUCAUUCCAGCUGCUCCAUAAGGUUUUGUAUUUUAACGAUGAUAGAAGUUGUAACAGAAUGCCAAGAAAUUAAAAGCAAGGUCUACACUGAAUGGAAAAAGAAAAUUAGUAAAACUGUCAAAUGAGAAUUUUUCCCCUCAGUUUCAGGGGUGCAAAAGAUCCUGUGGUAGCUGUUUUUGUUUUUUUUUUUUAAACUUAAAUGAUCUAGAGAAGUCUUUUCCCCCAUAUCUAUCCGAUGAUUGUAUUUCAGGAAAUACUGUUAGCCAAAAUGUAAUAGUAUCAGAUGGUCAUGUAAACAAUGAAGUGCUUGACCUCUUUACCAUA